CCAUAUUAGUCAAAACUAUUUCUCCUCUCCAGCCAGCAAAGCAAUCUCUUGAUUGGAUCACCUGACCACCGUUACGUGAUCGAACAAAAGCCUACUUAAACCGUCCCUACACUCACUACCUACUCCAUAACGAUCAGCCACUUCACCUUCAUCCUCUUUCUUCUCUCUGUAUCGUCGUCUCUUGCAGCGGGUUUGCUUUCGGCGGUGAAUCCAAACUUCAUCGGUGGUUUCUGGAAGAGGAUUGGUAUGUUUGUGAAGAAGCUCGUGGAGAAGGCUUCGAGUUCGAAGAAGCCUGCGGGGAACUUGGAAGGUAUAAAACCCAGUGACGUAGACCCCCGCCUGGCGUUCCAUUAUGGGAUACCAUCGAGAGGAAACAUGUUGGCUUAUGACUCCGUUCAAAAGAUUCUUGCUAUUUCUACCCGAGAUGGAAGAAUCAAAUUAUUUGGGAAAGAUAACACUCAACUUUUGCUGGAAUGUCCUGAGGCAGUGCCAAGCAAGUUUUUACAGUUCAUUCAGAAUAAAGGCGUCCUUCUAAAUGUAACUUCCAAGAACCAUAUUGAGGUUUGGGACGUGAACAAGAAGUUGGUGUGUCGUGUGCAUGUUUUUAAAGAAGACAUUACCUCAGUCGCAGUAAUGCAACAUUGUCCAUACAUGUAUGUUGGAGAUUCUGCUGGUAAUAUAUCAGUAUUAAGGCUUGAUGUAGAAACAUGUGAUAUACAACGAAUGCAAUACGCUAUACCUCUCCCUGCUUCUCAUGGGAAGCCAGCUGAAGUUCCUACCGAUGCUGCUGUAUUGCACAUAUUACCUCAACCAACAGCUGAAAGCAAGAGAGACAUCAUUCCUUGUCAUUUGGAAAAAUUCAGGGUUCUUAUAGUAUUUAGAGAUGGCCUAAUCACACUGUGGGAAAUUCGAGAAAGCAAAACCAUUUUUACAACAGGGGGAAGCUUGUUGCAGUCACAAUAUAAUGAGAACAAGAAAGUAACGUCUGCAUGCUGGACUUGUCCUUUUGGAAGUAAAGUUGCUAUUGGCUAUAGUAAUGGUGAGAUUUUUAUCUGGAGUAUUCCUGCUAACCCUAAUUCAAGAACUGAAAUAGCCUCAGACAGCGGCACUCAAAGUGCUCCUCUCUAUAAACUCAAUCUGGGAUACAAGUCCGACAGAAUUCCUAUUGCAUCACUCAAAUGGCUUCAGGCUGAUGGGAAGGCAAGUCGACUCUACAUUAUGGGUGCUUCUGACUCGGCAUCUACCAACUUGUUGCAGGUUGUCUUGUUAAAUGAGCAUACUGAAGCUCCCACAAUAAAGUUAGGUCUUCAUUUGUCAGAGCCUUGCAUUGACAUGGAGAUCAUCUCAAACUCUUUGGAUCAAAGCAAACAUAAAGAGGAUUCUCUUCUCGUCCUUGGAAAAUCAGGGCACGUUUAUGUGUAUGAUGAUUGUAAGAUUGAAAAGUAUCUUCUACUAACCCAAUCUAGGAGUUCCCCCUCAUUGCCAAAGGAGGUCAUUGCGAAGAUGCCAUUUGCUGAGUCAAGCAUCACUCUAGCAAAAUUCGUCACACAGAACCCUUACAUAUGGAGUUUUGGGGAUGAGGAUUACCUCAUGUUCUCCAAAAACAUUCCACCUCUAUUUCCUUUUGAAGCAAAAACGAAAGAUGGAACUCCCCCAAAUCCUGCCUCGUUCAGUGGGUUUGCAAAGAUUAAAAACUUGUACAUAACUGGACAUAGUGAUGGAGCCAUUAACUUUUGGCAAGCAUCUUCUCCAUUUUUUAUCCCCAUUUUAUCAUUAAAACAACAGAGUGAAGAUGAUUUUUCUUUAAGCGGUAUAGCAAUAACGGCCUUGUAUUUUGAUGGCAAUUCGCGGAUUCUUAUUUCAGGGGACCAGAGUGGAAUGGUUCGCAUUUUUAAGUUUAAACCUGAGCCAUAUGCCACAGAGAACAGUUUUAUGUCCUUCCAAGGAAGUUCCAAGAGAGGAAACCAGCACAUCAUCCAGAGUCUCAAACUUGUGAAGGUGAAUGGUUCUGUACUUUCAAUGAGCAUCAGCCACAACUCAGAACAUCUUGCAGUCGGGUCUGAUCAAGGAUAUGUUUCACUAAUUGAUCUAAAAGGACCGACACUGCUGUAUCAAAAGCAUAUUGCCAGUGAAAUUUCCACAGGAAUCAUCUCUUUGCAGUUUGAGACUUGCAGUCUGCAAGGCUUUGAGAAGAAUGUUUUAGUGGUUGCCACAAAGGAUUCAUCAGUUUUGGCUGUUGAUGUCAAUACUGGAAACAUGCUGAGCACUAGCACAGUGCAUCCUAAUAAACCAUCUAAAGCUUUAUUCAUGCAAAUUUUGGACAAGCAAGCUGUGUUAGCUGGAGGAUCAAAUGUGCCAAAUGAUUCAGAUCUGAGCAAAGGGAAUCCUGUUGAGGAUUCACUGAAGCAGUCUUCUCUACUGAUAUGUUCUGAGAAAGCAGUGUAUGUCUAUUCACUAAACCAUAUUGUUCAGGGGGUCAAGAAGGUUUACUACAAAAAGAAGUUUCAUUCCUCUUUAUGUUGUUGGGCUUCAAUAUUCUGUUGUGCAUCAGAUGUUGGCCUUGUGCUCCUUUUCACUACUGGAAAAAUUGAAAUAAGGUCUUUGCCAGAUUUAUCAUUAAUAAGGGAAUCCUCAAUAAGAGGUUUCACUUAUGCUUCACCAAAGCUGAACUCCUUAUCAGAUAGUUCAAUAUGUUGUUCACAGGAUGGAGAAAUUGUUAUGGUGAAUGGUGAUCAAGAAAUGUUUUUAGUAUCAGUUUUGCUUCAAAAGGACCAAUUCAGGUUUUUGGACAGUGUCAGCCAAGUCUACAGAAAAGAUCUAAUGCCAUCACAAGAAGGGCUUGCCUCUGGAGCUAUGGCUCAAAAGGAAAAGAAAAAGGGUAUUUUUAGCUCUGUGAUUAAGGAUAUCAAAGGAAGUAAACCGAAGCAAGUUUCUGAGGUGGAAACAGAAGAUACAAGAGAAAGUAUAGAAGAACUUUCGAUGAUCUUGUCAACAGCUAACUUUGCAUGUAACGCAGAAAAUAGCAAUAGCAUUGCCAUAGAGGCAGAUGAGAAUGACUUAGACAUAGAUGAUAUUGACCUUGAUGAUCAUGAAGAGAGGCCCAAGGAUCAGAACAUUUUGGCUGCUCUUAAUAAGCAGAAAUUGGCAAGCAAAUUUCAGGCUUUUAAAGGGAAAAUAAAGCAGAUGAAGGUUAAGAAUGACAAAAUUGUCAAGGAAGAGGAACAGGAUGAAAAGGCUGGUGCCAUUGAUCAAAUCAAGAAGAAAUAUGGGUUUUCUUCAUCUGGCGAGACAAAUGCUGCUGCUAAAAUGGCUGAAAACAAGUUACACGAGAACAUAAGGAAGUUGCAGGGGAUCAAUCAAAGAACUGCAGAGAUGCAAGACACAGCUAAGUCAUUCUCUGCCAUGGCUAGAGAGUUACUUCGAACUGCAGAGAAGGAUAAAUGAAGCUCAUGACCCUGUGGAUUCAGUGUAUAUGAAAAAAUAAUAAUGCCACAUUCAUUUUUCGGUUUUUUUUACUUUUUUGUUUAUAAUUUUUUGUUAGUUCUUUUGCUCCGAUAUUCAUUAUGAUUGAUUUGUAGUUAUAGGGCUUGAUUUCAAGAUAUUAGUGUAUAGUAUUUUCAAUUAUGGAUCGAUUUAAUUUAUAAUUUUUUGUUA
Manihot esculenta (cassava) is the source of this 3654-nucleotide messenger RNA. RefSeq names its product syntaxin-binding protein 5. The transcript has 24 exons. Gene Ontology annotation, cellular component: plasma membrane; cytoplasm. Bases 247 to 3444 code for a protein of 1065 amino acids. Gene Ontology annotation, biological process: regulation of exocytosis. The record is from RefSeq and is a predicted model, not a curated record. Gene Ontology annotation, molecular function: syntaxin binding; GTPase activator activity; myosin II binding. NCBI's taxonomy places the organism in Eukaryota, Viridiplantae, Streptophyta, Magnoliopsida, Malpighiales, Euphorbiaceae.